Molecule: messenger RNA, 11234 nt
Organism: Stegostoma tigrinum
Lineage: Eukaryota; Metazoa; Chordata; Chondrichthyes; Orectolobiformes; Stegostomatidae
Product: gastrula zinc finger protein XlCGF57.1-like
Exons: 3
Coding region: 407-2113 (568 amino acids)
Biological process (GO): regulation of DNA-templated transcription
Molecular function (GO): RNA polymerase II cis-regulatory region sequence-specific DNA binding; DNA-binding transcription factor activity, RNA polymerase II-specific
Source: RefSeq, a predicted model, not a curated record
GCGCAUAGGCACACUCCAGAAGGAGGUGAUUGACAGUCUUGUUCCCCCCGCGGCCGCUUCGAAGGCAGCGUGCGGUGGCGCAGAGAUUCCGGGCAUGCAUAAACGAUCUCACUAGCAAAGCCCCUCUCACCGUCAGCCAAGCAAUGUAGUUCCACUUCCCAAGUGCCCAUUGACUCUUAACAACACGGAGGCAUUAGUGACUGACGGUGGAUCCAGACCAAUGGGAACAGGGGGCGGUACGGGAGGACCAAGUCUGGAGAGUUUGUCCUCCAACCAAUUGCGUCUCGCACAGAAUCACUGCUCCAGGAGGGCCGCGCAGGCGCAAAGCUCCCGUGAUCGAGGGGUUGACAGCGCGAAGUUUCAGAAGGGAGGCGCUAAAAGGGAAUUUUAAAGGGAGGGUUUACAAAUGGAAAGCUUGAACCAAACAUCAGAUCAAAACCUGAGAGAUAAGCUCAGUUCAUCAGAUGAAUAUCAUCGGCCUUUGAACGUGGAAGGAGAAAGCACUGUUCACAGUGAAGAGAAACUGUACAUUUGUUCUGUGUGUGGACAAGGUUUCAGCCAGCCAUCUGACCUGGCAAAACAUCAGUGUGCUCACAACAGGGAGAAACCGUGGAAAUGUGGGGACUGUGGGAAGGGAUUCAAUUGCCCAUCUGACCUGGAAACUCAUUGGCGCAGUCACACUGGGGAGAGACCGUUCACCUGCCCUGAGUGUGGGAAGGGGUUCACUCAGUCAUCUGACCUGCUGAGACACCAACGAGUUCACACUGGGAAAAGGCCAUUCACCUGUACAGAGUGUGGGAAGGGAUUCUCUCAGUCAUCCCACCUUCUGACACAUCAGCGAAUUCACACAGGGGAGAGGCCAUUCACUUGCCCUGAGUGUGGGCAGGGAUUUACUCAGCUAUCGACCCUGCUGAGACACCAGCGAAUUCACACCGGCGAGAGGCCUUUCACCUGCCCCAAGUGUGGGAAGGGAUUCACUGAGUCAUCCCAUCUGUUGACACACCAGCGAGUUCACACUGGGGAGAGGCCUUUCACCUGCACAGUGUGUGGGAAAGGUUUCAUUCGGUCAUCUACCCUCCUGAUACACCAGCGAGUUCACAACGGGGAGAGACCAUUCACUUGCUCCAAGUGUGGGAAGGGAUUCACAACCUCCUCUACCCUCCUGAAUCACCAGCGCAUUCACACCGGGGAGAGGCCAUUCACUUGCUCCCAGUGCGAGAAGGGCUUCAGUCAGUUAUCUAAUCUGCUGGCACACCAGCGAGUUCACACUGGAGAGAGGCCAUUCUCGUGCUCUGAAUGCGGGAAAGGAUUCACCACCUCUUCCACUUUGCUAAAUCACCAGCGGGUUCACACUGGGGAGAGGCCGUUCACCUGCCCCGAGUGUGGGAAGGGAUUCAGUCAGUCGUCCAACCUGCUGACACACCAGCGAGUUCACACUGGGGAACGGCCAUUCAUCUGCACCAAGUGUGGGAAGAGAUUUGCUCGUUCAUCCAACUUGCUAACACACCAGCGAACCAGCACCAUGGAGAAACCGUGGAAAUGUGAAGAUUGUGGGAAAGGAUUUAAUUACUCAUCACGGUUGGAAAUCCAUCGACGCACUCAUUCUGGGGAGAGGCUGUUCACCUGCACCGUGUGUGGGAAGGGAUUUGCUCGGUCAUCCAAUCUUUGUUCACACCAGCGAGUUCACACUGAGGAUAAGCCAUUCAGCUGCACAACCUGUGGACAGAGCUUCAGAUCUUCAGACACACUUACUGAACAUGAGCGAAUUCACACAGGGCAGAAACCAUUCAGUUGCUUUGUGUGUGGGACGAGAUUCUCUCAGUUACACGCCCUUGAGUCACACCACCAUUUUCACACGAAGGAGAAUCCAUUUCGCUGCACUUCCUGUGGAAAGACAUUCAAGCAUUCGAUCGACCUCAAAGAACACCAACGCACACACGCUAGUGAGAAGCCGUUCACCUGCUCUGUGUGUGGGAGGAAAUUCCCUUGGUCAUCCCAACUGCUGACACAUCAGCAAGUUCACAUUGUGGAGAGGCCAUUCCCCUGCUCUGUGUGUGGGAUGGAAUUCACUCAGUCAUCCCAUCUGCAGAGACACCAACGAAUCCAUAAGUGACUGCAGGGCUUUGAUUCUGCUGUAGCUGCUGCUAUUAAUCAUGUCUGAGAUUGAGAAUUGAUCAUAUUUGGUUUGUGUCUGAUAUUAACACCCCUGUAACUGUGGCUGGAAUUUAAUUUGAUUUUCAGGGCUAGACUCUUUCUUCUUGAACACAUAUCACCUGUGAUCUUUCUCCUUGAACUGGGAACUUGGUAACAAUAAAAUUAUGAAUUUUUACUUUAAUCCUAAAUUGAUUUUUGGUGCAAAAUCUGCUGUUCAGAAUCUGGGAAGUUAAUAUCUCCUCGUAGAAAAUCUCUUUUAAUUUUUGCUGACAGUUUUGACUGAUGCACAUUCUUCACGUUGACACCUCCAUUAUGGCAUUAAAUUAAGUCAAGGGUCAUGAAUAAUAAUGAAAUGUUUUGCAGAGAAAUCAAUAAAAGCUUUAUCAAUCAACAUUGAUAUUGAUGAAGUUUGGAAGUUGCUGGGAUCAAUCAUUUUUGACACGACAGCAGCAACAUUUGGUAAAGGCAGAACCACAUCAAAGAUUGGUCUGAAUACUGCUUGGCAGAUAUUACUUCUGUCAUUGAAGCAAACAAAAAGAGAUGAUUUAAUGUACAACACCAAUGCAACAGCUAGAAUGCUACAUCAUCUGUAAGUAGUCAAGACAGUUGUGCAAAGGAACAGAUACAGGGCAAAGAAUCACUGAAUCAGGCAUGUCAGGAAAUCCAAACUGCCUGUGGUCAUGUUAAUUUACAAGCUGUGUCUGAUGGGAUCGAGAGAACUCUUGGUCCCAUUAUGGGGAAGGUUGCCCCCGAGAAAUUUGGAGUUGAAGUAUCCACUGGAGGAAGUCAACAGAUAUCUCGCUGGGUUUAACAUGACUGGGCAAUAUUCCUGUGAGAUGACUAUCCCCUAGUCUCCAUUUGAUGCUGUCCUGCUGCUCCUGUCAUUGUUGUGUCAGGUGUGGAACCCUUGUCACCUGACCAAGAAAAGGCCAUCGAUUGUGGAGGAAGCAGCAAGUUUCCCUGCAAGGAUGGAUCACAACCGAACUACCCAAAUGCAAAACGUCCACCCUACUACUGCACCUUCAUGACCACCUUCUCCUUUGUUAGGAGGCAAGGUCUAUCCCAUAGGACAUGCACCUACAAAAACAAAAGAAACAGAGGAGUUUACAGGAACUGUGGGAACAUCCCACUCCUUACUGUCACGGGGAAGACCUUCGCCAGGGUCAUGCUGAACAUACUCCAUCCACUUACAGAUUGAGUGUAUCCAGAAGCACAGUGCAGUUUCUGUGCUGGUGGUUCGACGGUGGACAGGAUUGUCUUCAGACACCAGCUAUGAGAGUAGUUUACAAUCAGCAUUUCAUCUAAAAUGCUACCAGUUUCUGUGCUGAGAAAAGUGAAACAUUUUCACGACAAAAUGAAAGUGGAUCUUUAAGGAUGCAUUACAAUUUACUUGAGCAAUUGUAAAGGGACUAAAAAUUUGAUUUCCCCAAAGAUAAUUUCAGACUUGUAGUUGUUUCCAAGCUCUCAAGCUGUGGGACUCCCUACCCUGUAACUGUUUUGCUUUGUCUAAAAUGGUUAAAGUACGUCCAACAGCUUAUAUUUUUAAAAACUUUUCUUUCUCUUCAGUUACAUUAGUCAUUUGGAGAAGAAACAAAAUAACAUUUGACAAAGCUGAGAAAAGUACCAAAGACUUGGAAACAAAGUUUGAAAUGGCAUUUGAUUUGUAGUUCUGAAAGAAAGUUGUGCAAAAUUGACCAAAUCUUGAUCAUUUGUAAAUGUUUGCUGAGCCCUUUUACAAACAAGCAGAGGAGUUAAUCCUUUCCGCUGAUGCAACGAUGACAAUUUGAACAAAGCACCACGUUUUAAGAUUGACCUCCAUCCCAUUUGUUAUCUUUAAUGAAAAAUUGCUUGAAAACUGGAGUUAUUGCUAAACUGAUUGUAAGUAUUUCUGCCUCUGAUCUGCAGACACCACAUUCUGAAAAUAUUGAAUUGGACAGUAAAAUUCGACCAACUCUCCUUCAUGAGAGAGAAUGAAAAUUAAUGCAAUUCUGCACUUAGAAUAAAGAAGGAAUUCACUCCAAACAGGAAUUGGAAUGACUCUCCCUGGGUCUAAUUCAAUGGAUUAUACCAUUUACAUUCUGGUGGAAGUCACAAAGUGAGGAUGAGAUUCAUAAAUCAAUACCCUUCUCUUGGAGAUGUUUGCUUGCUUCAGAACAUUGUAAGAAACUGAAUGUGAUCGUCUGGCCACUGCCUGACACAUUGGAACUGAGCUGGGGGAGUUAAGCAAAGAUUUUCAAACUGACACUUCCUUGAUCUUCUGGUAAGGUUAUCAGAAAGUCAUGAAUGGCUUUUAUCAGAUUGCACUUGUCGCUUGAUUGGGACAGCAGUAUGAGUAAGAGAUAUGAUUUUAUACGCCUUGAAGAUUAACAUGGAAAUGCGUGGUGAAGCUGCACUGAAUAACAUGUCCCAGACAUGUUCAGCAACUCAACAACAAAACAGCAUGAAAUUGUUACAAAUGUCCAUGGGAUGACAUUGUAAAUCAUUAAGGCACUAACAAACACUCCAUUGAGCAGGUGACUUUAAGAUCAUGAGGAUAGAUUGUACCCACUAGUAUCUAUCAGAGGGAGUGACAUUGAUGUAAAGACAGACAGAGAAUCUGCAUUGAGGAAACAACUACAAGGUGGAUGAAGGCAAAUGCAGAGACCUGGAGAAUUUUUAAGUUCCCACAAGAAUUAUAAUUUGAACCAUGGAGGUUGACGACGUGUCAACAAUUAAAAAUGUGAGACUAAAUCUGCAAAUGGAAAGAGAUAAUUAAAAUUGACAUUUUUCACAUCACUAAAAAUAUUCUGACAUUUGGUCUUGGAGGCAGCAAGGUUUUGCACUGCUGAAUCUGAAUCUUCUAGCAACUUCAGUAUGUUUAUAGUAUGUGUUCAAGGAAUUAGGAAAACAAGCUCAUAGGUUAGUAGUGGCUGGAGUUGUGAGAAAUUGAUUUUGAUGUUCCCUACUCAAGACUGGGAGAUUUGAAAAUAAUCAUUUUAUGAAAUAGGAAUCUGAAUGAUUGCCAAUGGGUAUUUUUCAGGCUGAAGGAAGAUUUGUAGUGGAGUCCAUCAGGGGUUAGCACUGGGUCCAUUGUUUUUCCUGAUCUGUGUUAAUGAUCUGGAUCCUAGUGUGUAGGUAGCAGUUUCAAAGUUGGCACAUGUCACAAAACCUGGAAACAUUGUAAACAAUGAGAAGGAAAGCGUAGAAUGCCAACAGGAUGCGGACAGGUUGGUGGGUUGGGCUGACAUGACAGAUCAAAUUCAAUGGAGAAGUUUGAGGUCGUUCAUUUUCAUAGGAAAAGCAUGGGUGGACAGUACAAAGUAAGGGGUGUUACUCUAAAGAGGGGUGCCGGAGCAGGGGGACCUGGGUGAUUGUGCACAGUUCAUUGAAGGUGGCAGAACAAAUGAAGAGUGCAGUUAAUAGAGUGUAUAGUAUCCUGGGCAGCAUUAAUAGAGUACAAGAGCAUGGGGGUUAUGCUGAACUCAAAUAUGGCACUUGCUAGACCUCACCUAGAAUACAGUAUGCAGUUCUGGGUACCAUGCAAUAAAAAAGAUAUGAACAAAUUGGAGAGAAUAGGUUUACAGGAAUGGUUCCAGAUUGAAGGGGUUUGAACUAUUCUUAGUGAGAUAGAAGCUAGAAGGAGAUCUAUUAGAAGUUUUUAAAAUCAUGAGGGAGCUGGAUAUAUUAGAGAGAAACUAUUCUUGCUCAUAAAUGGAUUGAGAAAUAAACAGUACAGAUUUAAAGCAAAUUACAAAAGUAGCAAAGUAAGGGAAAAAAAAACUUUCACACAACGAGUAGUUGCACUGACUUGAAUUAUGUUGAGGCAGGUUCCGAUGAAGAUGACAUUGUUUCUAUUCAAAUAAUGAUCCAAUGUGCGAGGGUAUUAGGAAAAGUCAGGAGAGUGGCACUAAUUCAUAAUAUUUGGAGAGCUGAUGCAGACACACUGACCUGAAUGAUCUCCUUUUGCACUGUAACACUGCUGUAAUUUUGUGAUUUAAUAAUCUUUGCAGCUUUUAUGGAGUUAAAAUGUAGAAUUGUGGGUUCCAUUUCAGGUAGAUCAGAUAUUGUUUACUUUAAGUUUCUUUCAAAAAUAAUGUUAGCACUUUAAGUUAGGUCAAAAGGCUUUUAGAAAACCUUGAAGUUGCUAUGGAGACAAUUGCUGAGGAUGGAGCUAUGACUGUAAGAUAUAGAAGCAAAAUUUUAGAAUUUUGCAGCAACACAUUUGAUUGGCUAUUCCUGGCUUGCCACAUUUGGUCUGGGACUUAAAUAUGGCACCGGCUGUGCGGAUCCCAGGAGGCCCCAUCAGAAUUGACAGCACCACCACUGGUGACUACCAGAUGAUGCAAGUGUAGCUAAACAGCAUAGAAAUUGUCAGGUAACUCACCAGAACUGAUGGAGAGAACGCCUCCAUAAAACUCCCUGAAGGUGACACUUCUGGUUAAAAACUCUGUCCAUUAUUUCUUACAGCUGACUCAUCAGAUAAUAUGUUUUUGAGAGAAAAGCAAUUAUCCUAGGACAUUAGUAUCGUAGCAUGAAUAGUUGCUUCAUUAAAUGAAGAUGUGUUCAGAAAGAUUUUUCUGAAGAAGGGUCUAGGCCUGAAGCGUCGGCCUUCCUGCUCCUCUGAUGCUGCUUGGCCUGCUGUAUUCAUCCAGCUCUACACCUUGUUAUCUCAGAUUCUCCAGCAUCUGCAGUUCCUACUAUCUCUGAGUCAAUGAAAGAUGAUUUUCUCAAAAAGCUGUCAGGCCAUCCCAAUAUAAUAUGAAAGAAAAUCAUGGACAAUCAUGUUAGCUGUGGGAGAUUUUAACACAUAUGGAAGUAAAAUGGUUAUGCUGGUGUUCUGUUUCAAAAUUGCUUGUCAUGACUGGCUUGUAAUUUUGCUGUUCCCACGCGUUUACUUUGAACACAUGACAUAGAGGUUCGUAGGCACAGUAGCUAAGUUUCCAGCUUUUGAUUUCAUUUAGAUUUUUAAAUUUAGUUUGACUUAUUGUUGUCACAUAUACUGAGAUACAGUGAAAAGCAUUGUUUUGUGUGCUAAACAUGCAGAUCGUACCAUACAAGUGCAUCUGGGUAGAGGAACAGAUUACAGACUCAGUCUGGGAUUGUGCAGCUGCAGUCAGCAUUAACUAAGAGAAACCCAAGUGGUGAGCCUGAACAAAGUGUGGAAGUUCCACCAAAAAUUUCUGCAGUUGCUGUGGUCAUUUUCUUUUGUAAUGAUUACUUUGUUAUUGUGCUUGUAACUUUAGCCACAGUCUUAAAUUUGUUCAUGGAGUCUGUUUCGUCCACUUAGCGUUGGAGACUGGGUAGCAUGCUUGCCUUAGAUUUAGAAGGUUCUGGGUUUAAAUCAAGCUCCAGAAACUUGAGUACAAAAUCCAGGUACACAAGUCAGUGCAGCACUGUCAGAGAUACCAUCUCUUAGAUAACAGCCCCUUUGCGCCCCAAGUGGGAUAGAUCGUUAAAUAGAAUGUUGUUAUUUAUUUGUGUUCAUGAAGCCUUGCUGUGUGCAAAUUGGCUGCCAUGUUUCCAUUGAUGAUGUUGUGAAUGUGUAAAAUAUGAACUAUUAAUCUUCAUUUUCAUUGACUAAUCUAAUACUUGGGACAUUUGUUUGGAAGAAAAUGCCAUUAAAUGUGUCAGGACAUUUUAGAACACACUGUCUGUACAGACUACCUGAUCUACCACAGGGACCAUAAGAUCAUAACAUAUGGGAGCAGAAUUAGCCCAUUGAGUCUGCUACACCAAUCAUGGCUAAUAUGUUUUCAACUCCAUUCUUUGGCUUUCUCCCCAUAAUUCUUGAUCCCCUCACUAAUGAAGAACCUAUCUGUCUCUGACUUAAACACUUGUCACUUGGCCUUCUCAGCCCUCUGUAGUAAUGUGUUCCACAGGUAACCACCCUCUGACUGAGAAAGGUCCUCCUCAUCUUGGUUCUAAAGGGUCUUCCCUUCACUCUAAGGUUUUACCCUCAGAUCCUAGGCUGUCCUAUUGCGGAAACACUUUCUCUGAGUCCACUCUGUUGAGGCCUUUCCCUAUUCUGUAAGUUUCAAUCAGAUCUCCUCUCAUCCUUCUGCAUUCAAUUGGGUACAGCCCAGACUCCUCAAGUGCUACUUCUAUGACACGCCCUUCAUACCUGGGAUUGUACUGUGAGCCUCUUCUUGAUCCCUCCAAGGCCAGCACUCUUUCCUUAGAAAUAGGGCACAAAACUGCUCAUAUUACAAAUGUGGUCUGACCAGGGCCUUAUACAGCCUCAGCAGUACAUCCCUGCUCUUGUAUUCUCACCCUCUCAAAAUGACUGCUAACAUUGCAUUUGUCUUCCUAACAGUCAAGUGAACCUGUAUGUUAACCUAAAGAGAGUCCUGAACUGGGACUGCCAAGUCCCUUUAUGCUUCAGAUUUCCAAAUCCUCCCCCCACCAACUAGAAAAUAAUCCAUGGCUCUGUUCUUCGUACCAAAAUAUAUAACCUCACACUUUUCUGCAUUGUAUUCUAUCUUCCACUUCUUUGCCCACUCUCCCAGUCUAUUUAAGUCCUUCUGACCCUCCCUGCUUUCUUAACACUGACUGUCCCUCUAUAUUUUUCUUUAUGUCAUCUGCAAAUUUAGCAACAAUGCCCUCAGUUCCUUCUUCCAGAUUAUUAAUUUAUAAUGUUAAAUAAUUGUGAUCUCAUCACUGACUCCUGCAGAACUCUGAGUCACCGUGUGCCAUCCUGAAAGAGACCCCUUUAUUCUCACCCUGUGUGUCCUAUCAGUCAAUCAAUCCUCUAUGCAUACCAGUAUCUUGCCCCUAACACCAUAUAUUUAGCAACCUCCUGUCAAAGGUCUUCUUGAAAUCCAAACAGGUGACAUCCACUGGCUGUCCUUUGUCUAACUUGCUUGUUACCUCCCCAAUUUUAACAGAUUUGUCAGGCAUAACUUCCCCUUGACAAAGCCAUGCUGACUCAGCCUGUUUUACCAUACACUUUCAGUACUCCAUAAUCUCAUCCUUAACAAUGGACUCUUAAAAUCUUACCAAUGACUGAGGUCAGGCUAACUGGCCUAUAAUUCUGCAUUUUCUGCCUCCCUCCCUUUUUGAAUAGGGAUGUUACGUUAGCUAUUUUCCAGUCCUCUGGGACCCUUCCUGCCUCCAGCGAUUCCUGAAAGAUCGUCAACCAAUGCUUCAACAGGCUCCUCAGCUAUUUCCUUCAGAGCCCUGACAUGUAGUCCAUCUGAUCUGGAUGAUUUGUCCACCUUCAGACCUUUCAGCUUCCCAGCACCUUCCUCUUAGUGAUGGCCACUACAUUCACCUCUACCCCCAUGCUCAAAAUAAAAAAAAAGGUAUUGGUUUAAAAAAUGUAAGUGAAAAGAUAUCUGACUUGGAGUUUGGAGAGAUGUAGUCUGCUGCAUUUAACCAAAAAACUUGUUCUGUCGAUUUAAGAGAGAAAGUGAAUUUCCCAAAAUUAGAUAGAACCAAGUUGCUGUGUAAGGGGAAAAGAUGUCCAAUUACAGAAUAGAUGUGAACAAAAUUUGUAGAUGCUGGUGUGUUCGCUGAGCUAGAAGGUUUGAUAGCCGACGUUUCAUCCCCUUAUUAGGUGACAUUCUCAGUGCUGUGGAGCCUCAAAGCACUGGUGUCUUGUGCUGGUUCAAAUUUAUAUGGUCCAGUUUUUGCUGCUGCUUUGAAUGGGACGAAUGUGGUCUACAAGAUACCAUGCGGAGACUGCACAAAAUACUACAUGGGACAAACAGGCAGACAACUAGCAGCCCGCAUCUACGAACAUCAGCUAGCAACUAAACAACAUGACCAGUUAUCCUUGGUUUCAAUACACACAGAUGAGAAAAACCACACUUUCAAUUGGAACACUACUACUAUCAAUGGACAAGCCAAAAAGAGGACAGCCAGGAACAAAAACAGAGGUUUCAGGAAAAGUUCACAGGUCUGGUAGCAUUUGUGAAGAAAAAAAUCAGAGUUGAUGUUUUGAGUUUGAUGACCCUCCCUCAGAAAUGGAAGUAAGCUGCUGAGCUUUUCCAGCAACCUCUGUUUUUGUUCCUGAUUUACAGCAUCUGCAGUUCUUUUGGUUUUUAUUACAGGACAGCCAGGGAAUUCUUGGAGGUUUGACAUUCAUCCACAGAUUCCAUUAACAAACAUGUUGAAUUAGACCCGAUAUACCGACCAUUACAAUGCGCAGCCAGAAUGGGCACCUACCAAAAGCAGCAAAAACCAGACCAAUUUGAGAUAACAAGGUGUGGAGCUGGAUGAACACAGCAGGCCAAGCAGCAGAGGAGCAGGAAAGCUGAUGUUUCAGGCCUAGACCCUUCUUCAGAAAUUGGUCUAUGUUCAUCCAGCUCUACAGCUUGUUAUCUCAGAUUCUCCAGCAUCUACUAUAGCUGAAACAAUUUUAACCCCACUGCAAAGCCUUUUCGAAGGAUGCCUACCUUGAAGAAGUUACCCUCCACCCUCCAGAGAGACCUCAGUGGAUCUCUCUCCCACUGCAGCUCAUUUCUGAAGAAGGGUCUAGGCCCAAAAUGUCAGCUGUCCUGCUCCUCUGAUGCUGCUUGGCCUGCUGUGUUCAUCCAGCUGUACGCCUUGUUAUUCUCAGAUUCUCCAGCAUCUGCAGUUCCUACUAUCUCCAUAUCAAUUUGAACUGGCACAAGACAACAGCACUUCACAGGAAGCUCCAUGCACUGAGGAUGUUACCUAGUAAGGGGACAAAAUGUCUGCUAUCAAACUUCCCAGAUUGGUGAACACACCAACAUUUACAACCAGCACCCAAAUUACACAUCUUCAGUCAAACCCUGAACAAAGUAUGUACAGCUGUCUGAUGGGUUAUGCUGUGCAACUGUCUACAACACCUGUAUCACCACAAGGAGGUCACAUUGGCUGGCUCAUAGCAUGAACUGUGCAGGCAAACAACGAGAAAGAAAAGGAUCUGUCUUCAUGAGUAUAAGUAUCUUUAAAAGUUUAUCCAAGUGAAAGCCACACUAGCAAAAAUGAAGCAGUGUUACGUCUGUUGGAUUGAGUUUAAAAUAGAAGAUUAUCUUGUUUAGAAUCAUUCUGUUACUUGCGCAGUGCACCUAUUUAAUCAUUGUGUGUGUUGUUUUGUUCAAGUUGGUAUAAUAAAGAUUCUUUUGUUGUUUCAA